CGAGUCAUAUGAGCCAGAAGCCGCAUGACAACAGGGAGCUGUUUUACCGCAAACCCUGUUAUGAUCUCUGCUAAAGGUUCAUUAUAACUUGUUUUGGAAGGCAACAUGGUACCAAAUACGUUAGAACCUGUUGUUGUGGUUCUUCAAACUUGGCUCAGUGCUUGUAGCAGUUGAGCUUUUAGCUUCAUGCUAAUAACAAUGAUUCUGGUUAGUUAGAUAAACACAACCAAGAAAUGACGAGCAAGAGUAAGAAGAUAGAAGCUAAUUCAGCACAGUUUACAUUAUGCGUGGAGCCUGACAGUGACCAGCAGCAAGCUCAGGUCAGAGUCGUGUCCCAGUCUAAAUGGCAAAGCUGGAUAAAAAAAGUGACUCUGCUAGUACCGUACAUGUGGCCCCGGUCGAGCACCCCACUACAGGUUCUUGUCUUCCUGUGUGUCUGCCUCCUGAGCCUGGAGAGACUCAUCAAUGUGUUAGUGCCUGUCUACAGCAAAAACAUAGUAAAUCAGUUAUCAGAAAAGGAGAAUUGGAGAAGCCUAGCAACCACUGUGUGUAUCUAUGUCCUUCUGAAGUUCCUACAGGGUGGGGGAGCAGGGACAUCAGGCUUUGUCAGUAACAUGCGUUCCUUCCUGUGGACACGUGUUCAGCAGCACACCAGUCGGACUGUGCAGCUGGAGUUGUUCGCACACCUGCAUGCCCUGUCUCUGCGCUGGCACCUGGGCAGAAAAACAGGUGACGUUCUGCGCAGCAUCGACCGUGGCACAGCCUCCGUCAGCCACCUAUUAGACUAUAUUGUGUUCACCAUGCUGCCAACUAUAGCUGACAUCGUCAUUGCCAUCGUUUACUUUGUGUCUUAUUUUAACGCCUGGUUCGGCCUCAUCGUCUUUAUCUGCAUGUUCCUUUACCUCGUACUGACUAUAAUCAUCACAGAGUGGAGAACCAAGUACAGGCGUGAAAUGAACACACAGGACAACAAUGCCAAGUCCAAGGCAGUAGAUUCACUGCUCAACUUUGAAACUGUAAAGUACUAUAAUUCAGAGAGUUAUGAAGUCAGGCGCUUUGAGGAUGCUAUCAUAAAAUAUCAGACUUCAGAGUGGAAGACAAAUGCCUCUCUUGCCCUGCUAAACCAAACCCAAAACUUGAUCAUAGGCUCUGGUCUGCUUGCUGGAUCUCUGCUCUGUGUGUACUUUGUCACAGUGGACCAGUUCCAGGUCGGGGACUAUGUUCUGUUUGGGACCUAUAUUGUCCAGCUUUACAUGCCACUCAACUGGUUUGGCACAUACUACAGGAUGAUCCAGAGUGCUUUUGUAGAUAUGGAGAACAUGUUCGAGCUCCUAACUGAGGAGAAAGAGGUGAAAGACGAUAUAAAUGCAGGAGAUCUGUUGUGUAUUGAAGGCAGAGUUGAUUUCCAAAAUGUAUGUUUCAGGUACACUGCAGGGAAAGAAAUUCUCAGAAAUGUCUCCUUCACAGUGAUGCCUGGUCAAACAGUAGCCCUGGUUGGACAAUCAGGGUCAGGCAAAAGCACCAUCAUCCGGCUUCUUUUUCGUUUUUAUGAUGUGCAACAAGGCUGCAUCCUUGUUGAUGGUCAGGACAUCUCAAAGGUGAAACAGAGCUCUCUCCGUUCUCACGUUGGAGUGGUCCCUCAGGAUACCGUUCUGUUCAAUGACAACAUCCGGGAGAACAUUCGUUACGGCCGGAUCACUGCCACUGACCAGGAAGUGGAAGAUGCCGCCUUGGCUGCUGACAUCCACCAUAAAAUUCUGUCCUUUCCAGAUGGCUAUGGCACUCAGGUGGGGGAGAGGGGCCUUAAGCUAAGUGGGGGUGAGAAGCAGAGAGUGGCCAUUGCUCGCACCAUCCUCAAAGCCCCCCAAAUCAUUUUACUAGAUGAGGCCACCUCUGCUUUGGACACACAAACAGAGCGCAACAUCCAGGCCUCGCUUACCAGAGUGUGCGCAAGCAGGACAACUAUUGUGGUGGCACACAGGUUAUCCACUAUAAUUGCAUCAGACCUGAUUCUGGUCCUGCACGAAGGCCAGAUUGUGGAGCGUGGAAGACAUGAGGAGCUGCUGGCCAUGCAUGGACUUUACUCAGCCAUGUGGCAAAAACAACAGCAGCAGCAGGAUCUAGAACCUGGUUUUUCCUCAGAUACAGAAACAAAAGAGCAGCAAGAUGGUGAAUGACUGAGGUACAGGUAAAAAUGAAGUAUCCAAAGAUUGAAAUAUGUCGGGUGACUGGGCAGAAGGAAAUGUUCAAGGAACUUUAAUAGCUUCCAUUGCUGGGAACAAUCUUUUUAUUUUUUUAUUUUUUUUUUUAAGGAUUUAAAGUUUAAAUCUUUCCAACAUGUAUAUUAAAUGUGUAAGACAUUUACAUUAAGCAAAAGCAAACCUGUACUCUUGUGUGUUUAAUCACUGCCUUCUCAGGGACCAGUUUUCACCAAGCUAGUGUCAUCAACUGUGUAACUAUGAAUUGCCUGUGAAGCAGCGAUCCAACUACUAACAACCAUUAUCUCUGCAAAAGUGUCUGAGAUUUGAGGUUGAGAGGUAUUUGUUUGCCUUGUGUAAAGUAACUGAAGUAUCUACACCGUUGCUAGAAAAUUUGUCCUUAAAUGUAAAUUUUCAUUUGAAGGACUUUUGAAUUCUGGAUUUUACCCACAAAUCAAACAAUUCAAUGCCAAUCUGUCAGUCAAUAAUGGAAAGCUGACCUGGACCAGCAUCAGCAAAGCAGCCAAACCUGUGAUGCUGCCAUCACCAUGCUUUACAGUUGGGAUUUACGUUGGGUUUCUUAUAUUGGAAUGUGCUGUCUGUUUUUGCCAGACAUAAUGCUUUUUGUUAAAAUGAGAAGACUCUAUUUCGGAUAAAUCUGUUCACAGAAGAUUUCUCCAAAAGGUUUCUGGCUUAUUGACAUAGAUUCUAGCAGACUUCAGAUGGGCAGCUGUUUUCAUUUUGGAGAGUAGUGGCUUCCUCCUUGCUAUGAUGUUUAUGCUCUUGAAACAUUGGAGGGCCUGCUAAACUCUCACCUCUGUUUGCUGUCCCCUUAUUGAAACACCUGACUUCAAUUACUCCUCUUUAAAGAAACUCAUAUUUAUCGAGGUUUACAUACUUUUUCCACUUUUUGAUUUUUAAUGUUUAAUGAUUUUAAUACAGUUUUGGUUAAUAUGAAUGUAAAGAAGUUGUAAUAAUGUUGUAAUAAGACACAAAUAAUGUUUUUGUGCAAUCGUUUAAUUGGGAUCUAUUUAUAGAUGAAGAUCUAACAUUUCAGUUCAAACUUUUGCAGAAAUUCAGAAAAUUGUAAAGGGUUCCAAGGAACUUUCUAGCAGCGCUGUACUUUAAGGAGACAAAUGAAGAAAAAGGACACAUAAUAAACAACAGAAUUUAUAAGAAUAUCAGUGUUUUAGACUUUUUAGGUUUACUCCUGUUGUUUCACUGCUGAUAAUGUAAUACAACUCAAUGUAUUGCUUAUAAGACACUUCACUGAAAUAAAUACAGAUUAUGUACAAAA
This is a messenger RNA of Tachysurus vachellii, 3495 nucleotides long. It is a transcript of the gene abcb6b, whose product is annotated as ATP-binding cassette, sub-family B (MDR/TAP), member 6b. The record is from RefSeq and is a predicted model, not a curated record. Lineage: Eukaryota; Metazoa; Chordata; Actinopteri; Siluriformes; Bagridae. Bases 234 to 2177 code for a protein of 647 amino acids. Gene Ontology annotation, biological process: transmembrane transport; heme transport. Gene Ontology annotation, cellular component: membrane. The transcript is spliced from 18 exons. Gene Ontology annotation, molecular function: ATP hydrolysis activity; heme binding; ATP binding.